Messenger RNA from Panthera uncia (snow leopard), 1347 nucleotides. Its product is annotated as STARD3 N-terminal-like protein. The record is from RefSeq and is a predicted model, not a curated record. Bases 539 to 1246 code for a protein of 235 amino acids. NCBI's taxonomy places the organism in Eukaryota, Metazoa, Chordata, Mammalia, Carnivora, Felidae. The transcript has 10 exons.
GGGCUUCUGUGCGUCGACGUCAGCGUGUUGACGUCACGGGCCCGGUACAAGAGGAGGUCCGGGGGCUGCUGGCUGCGGGCGGUGGGCUGCGCGUCGCCUGCUGGGCUUGGUCCCCCGUCCCCGCCCCGCCAAGCCCCGCCCCUCCGCCCGCUAGGGCUUCCGCGGGCUCAACCGCGGAACCGCUGUCCCCGGGCCAGCCUGGGGCUGCCGGCCCGAAACCACCCGAUGAGUGGUAAGAUGUAGCCGUAACAUGCCAGCCAUCUGACUCAGCCAGUGCUGGUGACAUAACUGGCUACCAAGGUGUCAAUCCCUGCAGAGGUACUGAGCUAACAGCAUGAACUACCCAACAAGACUGGCUACUCCGUGGCAUGCUGCCAUUUUGCCAACCUGUGAUCUAUGGAAGAACAAAUAUACGUUGUCAAGUCCUUGACAGUCUCCAGCUGACUCAUCUUCCCCCGGACCUGGCACCACCCAGGGGCAUGGUUAUUGUCAAGGGGAUGGUGAAGUUGGAGAGAGGCUCCCUUAACCCGCCUCCAGGAUGAACCCCCUGCAAGAAGACAUGGAGAACGCCCUCACCGGGAGCCAGAGCUCUCACGCUUCCUUGCGCGACGUUCAUUCCAUCAACCCUGCACACCUCAUGGCCAGGAUUGAGUCCUAUGAAGGAAGGGAGAAGAAAGGCAUAUCUGAUGUCCGGAGGACUUUCUGUUUGUUUGUCACCUUUGACCUCUUAUUUGUAACGUUACUGUGGAUAAUAGAGUUAAAUGUGAAUGGAGGCAUUGAGAACACCUUAGAGAAGGAGGUAGUGCGCUAUGACUACUACUCCUCUUACUUCGAUAUAUUUCUCUUGGCAGUUUUUCGAUUUAAAGUGUUAAUCCUUGCGUAUGCCGUAUGCAGACUGCGCCAUUGGUGGGCAAUAGCGCUGACGACAGCAGUGACCAGUGCCUUUUUACUUGCAAAAGUGAUCCUCUCAAAGCUUUUCUCUCAAGGGGCUUUCGGCUACGUGCUACCCAUCAUUUCGUUCCUCCUUGCCUGGAUUGAGACGUGGUUCCUGGAUUUCAAAGUGUUACCUCAAGAGGCGGAAGAGGAAAACAGACUCCUGAUAGUUCAGGAUGCUUCAGAGAGGGCGGCACUCAUACCUGGAGGUCUUUCUGAUGGUCAGUUUUAUUCUCCUCCUGAAUCUGAAGCAGGAUCUGAAGAAGAAGCUGAAGAAAAGCAGGACGGUGAAAAACCACUUUUGGAACUAUGAGUACUACUUUGUGACAUGUGAGAAAUCCGUCACUGAAAGUCACUGGAGGAGGACAAGGACCAGAGCCGGGGUCUUUCCUGUUGCAGGUUGAAGUGCUGACA